Molecule: messenger RNA, 9122 nt
Organism: Lymnaea stagnalis (great pond snail)
Lineage: Eukaryota; Metazoa; Mollusca; Gastropoda; Lymnaeidae
Source: the annotation of a GenBank genome assembly
AGUGAGCGGCCACCACGAUGAGACGCGCGGCUAAGAAGCGCCCGACGCUCGGGAAUCUGUGGGAAGAUGUGUCCGACGUCCCCGAUGAAUCCUCCACCAAAGUUGUGCACUUGGCCGUAGUUCAUCCUGGCACUUUUGUGGCAUGGAGUGGACUCCGUCUUAUGGACGUCAAAAGGUUGGAUACCCGUUAUAGUUAUAGUGUUCAAAAAUGUGUAGAUGCCCGUUACAUCGUACUUAAUUCGAAGAAGCCCGUAGUAUUGUGUGUUUAGGUACACUCACGAACAAAAACAAGAUGUAUUUUCGGGGAGAAAAGAGUAUAUUGGGUUGGUGAAUAUCAAUGUCAUUUCCGUUUUCAUAUCAUUUGUUGUUGCCAUGGUUUGGUUGAGUAAACGUGGAUCGGAUAACGUUACCGUGUAUUGAGAGGAAAGAAAUUAUUCAGAGUAAAUUAUACAUUUUAUUUAAAAAACUAUAUUAUUGGGUCUGUUUUAAAUAGCCUCACUUAACUUACUGGAGUCGAGUUUAGAAAUAACAUGAUUUUGGAACCAACCCAAAUUGGUAAAAGUAGGCGGAAAACCACGGGGAAGCUACUCUGUUUUACAAAAAUUUGAACGUAGUCCACACAACUGUUGCCAAGUCAUGCAGCCAUAUGAUUAAUAUGAACGAUUUGGCCCACACAAAAAAACAUGAAAAAUCCCUUGGCUGAAAUUAAGAAGUUUUAAGUAUUAUUACUUUUUUUUAAAAAUAGUUUUUUUAAACAUUUUUUUAAAAAAAAGAUGUGUGUUAAGUUGUUCCAUUGCUUGUCUCCCACGACCGAAGAACUCCUACCUGGGUGAUGCGAGACCGCUACUCGGCCACCUCGCAAACGUUUGUCGUGAGUGACGAGGAUGACGAAAGUGAGGAGGAAGAGGAGGAAGACUUGGAGGAGAAAUAUGAGGACGACAUGCUGAACAAGAUCAGGGCUCAGGUCAUGGCCGAGAAGAAGAUGAAACGGAUGAUCGGUGUCAAGGUCAAACAAGAGGAGGAGGAGUGGCGUGAGUACCAUAAAGAGGGGGGAGGGGGAGUCUCGGUGGUAGAUACAAACAUUUUUGUUUCCGGUUUUAAUGAUCAGUGGCUCAUUCAUUCAUAAAUCUAAAUUAACAAUAUCUCCCGUAUACCCGACCCCAGUGCACGCUAGACAUUGCCGUCUAUAUACCCCAGUACAUGAUAGACAUUGCCGUCCAUAUACCCCAGUACCAGUACAUGAUAGACGUUACCCAAGAACAUGACUGACAGUGUCCUAUUUGUCUCCCCCCCCCCCAUCCAUGGAUGCAAUAUAACGGGUUUAGACAAUUUUAUACAUUGUAUACCUACAAAGUGUCAUACUGUCACAAUGUCAUACUGUCACAGUGUCAUACUGUCAUACUGUCACAAUGUCAUACUGUCACAGUGUCAUACUGUCACAGUGUCAUACUGUCACAGUGUCAUACUGUCACAGUGUCAUACUGUCACAGUGUCAUACUGUCACAGUGUCAUACUGUCACAGUGUCAUACUGUCACAGUGUCAUAAUUUCACAGUGUCAUACCACCACAAUGUCAUGCCACCACAGUGUCAUACCGUCACAGUGUCAUACCACCACAGUGUGAUACCACCACAAUGUCAUGCCACCACAAUGUGAUACCACCACAAUGUCAUGCCACCACAAUGUGAUACCACCACAAUGUCAUGCCACCACAAUGUGAUACCACCACAAUGUCAUGCCACCACAAUGUGAUACCACCACAAUGUCAUGCCGUCACAGUGUGAUACCACCACAAUGUCAUGCCACCAUAAUGUGAUACCACCACAAUGUCAUGCCGUCACAGUGUGAUACCACCACAAUGUCAUACCACCACAAUGUGAUACCACCACAAUGUCAUGCCGUCACAGUGUGAUACCACCACAAUGUCAUGCCACCAUAAUGUGAUACCACCACAGUGUCAUACCGUCACAGUGUGAUACCACCACAAUGUCAUGCCACCACAAUGUGAUACCACAGUGUCAUACCGUCACAGUGUGAUACCACCACAAUGUCAUGCCACCACAAUGUGAUACCACCACAGUGUCAUACCGUCACAGUGUGAUACCACCACAAUGUCAUGCCACCACAAUGUGAUACCACCACAGUGUCAUACCGUCACAGUGUGAUACCACCACAAUGUCAUGCCACCACAAUGUGAUACCACCACAGUGUCAUACCGUCACAGUGUGAUACCACCACAAUGUCAUGCCACCACAAUGUGAUACCACCACAGUGUCAUACCGCCACAAUGUGAUACCACCACAAUGUCAUGCCACCACAAUGUGAUACAACCACAGUGUCAUACCGCCACAAUGUGAUACCACCACAAUGUCAUGCCACCACAAUGUGAUACAACCACAGUGUCAUACCGCCACAAUGUGAUACCACCACAAUGUCAUGCCACCACAAUGUGAUACAACCACAGUGUCAUACCGCCACAAUGUGAUACCGCCACAAUGUGAUACCACCACAAUGUCAUGCCAUCACAAGGUCUUGCCUUCAAAAUGUCCUACCUAAAAUAUGUAACAGGGUCCUACCAACAAUAUGUGACAAAUCCUACCAACACAGAGUUACAAUGUCCUCCCAACCCCGAGUUACAAUGUCCUCCCAACACAAUGUAACAAGGUCAUACGACCACUACACGUGCAGGCUUGUCCAACUACAAACUGACCAGUCUGACGGGCAAAGGGGAGGCUGAGUUGAUACGACUCAUCUUUGUCAUCGCCAACCAAACCUACAUCGAUGAGAGGAUUACCAAGGAGGAGUGGGACGAGAGAAAAUCAAGUGAGUGGGCGAGAGUGGUACUGAGUGGGCGAGAGUGGUACUGAGUGGGCAAGAGUAGUACAGAGUGGGCGAGAGUGGAACUGAGUGGGUGAAAGUGGCACUGAGUGGUCGAGAGUAGUACUGAGUGGUCGGGAGUAGUACUGAGUGGUCGAGAGUGGUACUGAGUGGGCGAGAGUAAUACUGAGUGGGCGAGAGUAGUACUGAGUGGGCGAAAGUAGUACUGAGUGGUCGAGAGUAGAACUGAGUGGUCGAGAGUAGUACUGAGUGGUCGAGAGUAGUACUUAGUGGUCGAGAGUAGCACUGAGUGGGUGAGAAUAGUACUGAGUGGUCGAAAGUAGUACUGAGUGGUCGAGAGUAGUACUGAGUGGUCGAGAGUAGUACUGAGUGGGUGAGAAUAGUACUGAGUGGUCGAGAGUAGUACUGAGUGGUCGAGAGUAGUACUGAGUGGUCGAGAGUAGUACUGAGUGGGCGAGAGUGGUACUGAGUGGGCGAGAGUUGUACUGAGUGGGUGAGAGUAGUACUGAGUGGUCGAGAGUGGUAAUGAGUGGGCGAGAGUAAUACUGAGUGGGCGAGAGUAGUACUGAGUGGGCGAAAGUAGUACUGAGUGGUCGAGAGUGGUACUGAGUGGUCGAGAGUAGUACUGAGUGGUUGAGAGUAGUACUGAGUCGCCGAGAGUGGUACUGAGUGGGCGAGAGUGGUACUGAGUGGGUGAGAAUAGUACUGAGUGGUCGAGAGUGGUAAUAAGUGGGUGAGAGUGGUACUGAGUGGGCGAGGGUGGUACUGAGUGGUCGAGAGUGGUACUGAGUGGUCGAGAGUGGUACUGAGUGGGUGAGAGUGGUACUGAGUGGGCGAAAGUGGUACUGAGUGGUCGAAAGUAGUACUGAGUGGGUGAGAGUGGUACUGAGUCGUCGAAAGUAGUACUGAGUGGUCGAGAGUAGUACUGAGUGGUCGAGAGUAGUACUGAGUGGUCGAGAGUAGUACUGAGUGGUCGAGAGUAGUACUGAGUGGGUGAGAAUAGUACUGAGUGGUCGAGAGUGGUACUAAGUGGUCGAGAGAUGUACUGAGUGGGUGAGAGUGGUACUGAGUGGGCGAGGGUGGUACUGAGUGGUCGAGAGUAGUACUGAGUGGUUGAGAGUAGUACUGAGUCGCCGAGAGUGGUACUGAGUGGGCGAGAGUGGUACUGAGUGGGUGAGAAUAGUACUGAGUGGUCGAGAGUGGUAAUAAGUGGGUGAGAGUGGUACUGAGUGGGUGAGAGUAGUACUGAGAGAUUCUUAUUGUGUUUGAGAAUGGUAAAAAGAAUGGUAUUGUAUGUGAUACUGGUAUUGUCUGUGAGUGUUAUUGUGUCAGAGUGUUCUUGUGUGUUAGAGUGUUAUUGUGUGCGAUAAUCUUUUAGUAUGUGAGGUUGGUAUUUUCUGGAAGAGAAUUAUUGCUAGGGGUACGAGACGGUCAGAGGGAGACAGAGGGGUUAUAUUAUAAAGAAAAUGGCGCAUGUCUUAGGAGGACAUAAUUUAUCGUUAUGGAACAGCACAUCUUACUUGGAAACUUCCUUCACUGUUAUCACAUGUCAAACUCAAGGCCUGUGGGCUACAUCCGGGCCAUAUCAGGCCCGCGAGGUCUUGACCGGCGUACAAUUAUAUCCAAGUCAACGCUAUGAUGUUUCCCAAUGCACACUUUGCUGAAAACCUUAGCUUACUUCGCGCCGAGUUCGCAAGGCGCUUUAGUGACUUUGAAGCACAGAAAUGUAAUUUGGAGCUCUUUCGUAACCCAUUUGUCAUAGACGUGGAAACUGCACCUGUAAAUUUGUAGACGGAGCUAGUAGAGCUGCAGUGUAAUAGGGCACUAAAGGCAAAGCAUGACACAGUUGGGCCUGCACAGUUCACUCGUUUCAUUCCUGAAGAGAUGCCCCAGCUUCGUCUACGUGCGGCUCGAGCCUUGAGCAUGUUGGGUAGCAGAUAUCUUGUGUGAGCAGCUGUUUUCUGUGAUGAAGAUUAACAAAACAUCACACAGGAGUCGUCUCACUGAUGAACACUUGCAGUCCAUCAAGAGAAUCUCAAUGACAAAGAACGUUGCUCUCAAAAUAAACGAACUUACUUGUUUUUAUAGCCAAGACAAUGUGCCAAACAUCCAGCUGUGACAAAUUUGCAUACGAACGAAAAUGGGUUUGCCAAUGGAGUUUUAAUUUUUUUUUUUUUUCUGUUUUGUUGGGACCGCAACCUAACAUGUGAUUUGAGUUUUGGCCCGCCGAGCAAUUGAGUUUGACACCCCUGAUAUAGAUUAUAAAUGGAAGGUUAGCGAUAGAUAAGUAGGUAUGCGCAGUAGGUAUGCGCAGUAGGUAUGUACAGGCUUUUCGACCGACCCGAAAACCCAAAACCGAUUUAAUAUUUUAAAAUUCUCGACAGUUUCAAAAUUCUGGCUGUAAUGGGCACCACUGCCCUAUCAUCAGCUGCGGUGUUUGAUGACGCCCCACAGUCAUAAUGUGCCAGCUCACUCUUAUAAUCACUUAAUUGAUGACGCCGCACAGUUAUAAUGUGCCACCUCAUCACUCUUGUAAUAUGUUCCCGUAACUAUUCCAAUACAUGUUAAAAAGAAAAAAAAAUCGACCAACCCACUUAUACCCGUCUCUUAUUAACCAUAAAACUUUAAAAAAACAGCCAUGCGCCCAAAUCGUGUGAACCACUUCCGUGUCCAUGUACUGACGUCUGUCAACUAGUGCAGCGCUCAACAAAUGCUGGUCCUCGGGCCGGCACCGGUCAGCGAGCCUUACGUUGCCGGUCCGCACAACAUGAAUAUCUAUGGUCAAAUAAGACCUGGAUAAACAUAGCUGACAGCGGUUCCUGAUUCAUUUUUUAAACGUGUCCACUAGUCAGCCAAACUUAAAAUGUGGAAAACGCUGAACAAGUACAAACGUUAAUAGUGGAUGAUGACGACAUGUCUCCAUUGGGAGCUUGAGUACAUUUCUAAAAACGUGUCCACCUGCCUCAUGUCAGUUGUAAAGCACCGAUUCCAUUGAAAUACCCAUUGCACGCACAUUUUAAAGCGCUAAUGUCAUCUAAAUACCCAGGUCAUGUAAACCGCCAAUGUCAUGUAAAGCGUAAUUGAAAGCAUAUCCCAUGGUUUUGCCCACAGAUACUGCCUACCAAACAUUGCCCAUUCUGUCCAGGUGCAAGAAGCAAUGGGGAGAAUCUGGUGCCAUCGUGCGAAUGCUAGCCAGGAAAUUCUGUAAGCUACUCUCUGUUCUUUCUUUCUCUCUCUCUCUCUUUCUCUUUUCCCCUCUAUAUGUCUCUCUUUCACACUAUAUGUCUCUCUUUGUCACUGUCUGUCUCCCUUUGACACUCUCUGCCUCCCACUGUUUUCGCUUCAUCUGUUAUUUCUCUCUAUAUCUCUCUCCCGUCCGCUCUCUCUCUCUCUCUCUCUCUCUCUCUCUCUCUCUCUCUCCACCAUUAAAACCCAGACACCUUUUCCUUUACAACGUAAGAUGUUUUCACAAAAUCACUCUUGUCCUCCUUUUCCAGCACUAAUAUCCAUCCCAACCCUGUCCCUCAUUCCAGUACUAAUAUGCAUCUCAAACCUGCCCACCUCUUCAAGUAAUAAUAUCCAUAUCAGCCUUGCCCCCUCUUCAAGUACUAAUAUCCAUCUCAACGUUUCCCCCUCAUCAAGUACUAAUAUCCAUCUCAACCCUGCCCACCUCUUCAAGUACUAAUAUCCAACCCAACCCUGCCCACCUCUUCAAGUACUAAUGCCCAUCUCAACCCUGCCCACCUCUUCAAGUACUAAUGCCCAUCUCAACCCUGCCCACCUCUUCAAGUACUAAUGCCCAUCUCAACCCUGCCCACCUCUUCAAGUACUAAUAUCCAUCUCAACCCUGCCCACCUCUUCAAGUACUAAUAUCCAUCUCAACCCUGCCCACCUCUUCAAGUACUAAUAUCCAUCUCAACCAUGCCCACCUCUUCAAGUACUAAUAUCCAUCUCAACCCUGCCCACCUCUUCAAGUACUAAUAUCCAUCUCAACCCUGCCCACCUCUUCAAGUACUAAUAUCCAUCUCAACCCUGCCCACCUCUUCAAGUACUAAUAUCCAUCUCAACCCUGCCCACCUCUUCAAGUACUAAUAUCCAUCUCAACCCUGCCCACCUCUUCAAGUACUAAUAUCCAUCUCAACCCUGCCCCCCUCUUCAAGUACUAAUGUCCAUCUAUACCCUGCCCCCCCCCUUUCCUAUUCCCGUAAUUAAGCACAUUUCAAACUAUUUCUAUACAUACACCCAUCUCGCGUAGUCCCUUAUUUUAGUACUUAUGUCCACCUGACUCGCCCUUUAGUUCCCAGUACUAAUGCCCACCUGACUUGCCCUGUAUUUCCCAGUACUAAUGCCCACCUGACUUGUCCUGUAUUUCCCAGUACUGAUGGGUGUCAACAAUGACGAGCAUCUUACAGUGGAGGCCACCUACGAACGAUUGAGGCGACUACAGCGGCAAAAUAAACGGGCAAUUUCUUGGGUGAUUUACGGAGAGAAGAACAAGGAGAAGCUGGUGAGAACGUCAUUGUCCUUAGUGGUCAUUAGAAGCUAUCAUGGUCCAUUGUGAUCAUUAGAAGCUAUCAUGGUCCAUUGUGGUCAUUAGAUGCUAUCAUGGUCCAUUGUGGUCAUUAGAAACUAUCAUGGUCCAUUGUGGUCAUUAGAAGCUAUCAUGGUCCAUUGUGGUCAUUAGAAGCUAUCAUGGUCCAUUGUGGUCAUUAGAAGCUAUCAUGGUCCAUUGUGGUCAUUAGAAGCUAUGUUUGUAAUGAAUAACUGUUCAUAGGCUUCAAUAAUUAAGUAACCUAUUUAAAACCAGGAGCCAUGACCCCGUGUUGCCCAGGGUAUUAUUCGAAAGUAUAUUGCGUUACUGUAAUAAACCUGCCUCUGCCAAGUCUUAUUUUGAUCAUGUCUCGGUGUUUUAUUUACUCUAAAACUCCCGGUACAAUUGAACCAAGGGCGAAUUAGUUAAGCUAAGCGAUAUCCGACUCUAGUAUUGCAGCCACAAUGAAACCGAUACAUUAACAAAGACGAAGUCGCUAAGCGAUAUCCGACUCUAGUAUUGCAGCCACAAUGAAACCGAUGCAUUAACAAAGACGAAGAGUUGCAGUAAAGAAUUCUCAUACUGUGAGACACGUGGAUCAAUGUGCCGUUUGGAAUGGUUUAGUCAACAUAAUAAGGGACCAUGGGAUGGGUGGAGGGGGGGGGGUAUAUAUGGGGUGGAAGAGAAAAUCCUCUCUCAAAAACAAACCACAUCAUCCACUGAAGUGUGAAGACGGCAGCGAAUUUCAGUGAUUCUAACAUUUCAGGAGUGGGCACAGGGUCAACUGUUGCACGUCAUACUGCCACCAUCUCUCAAGGAGUGGGACCAACUGAUACAAAAAACUCGAGGACCGUUCAUCGCAGCUUCAGGGGUCAGUUCCAAACAAGAUGUUAACCGUUGCAUUGAACAUUCUCUAAGAGUUGUAUGAGAUUGGGUGUGGCUCUGUGAGGUAGUAGUGUACGUCUGUGAGAUGUUGAGUUAUCACCAUCACAAUCACCAUAACUGUCAACAUGACCCUUGCCAUCAAACUGAGUAUUACCAUCAAACUGACCACUACCAUCAAACCGACCACUAUCAUCAAACUGACCAUUACCAUCAAACCGACCAUUACCAUUAAACCGACCAUUACCAUCAAACUGACCACUACCAUCAAAUCGACCAUUACAAUCAAACUGACCACUGCCAUCUAUUUCCCCAGAUAACAAUGGCCGACAUUGCCAUCGUAGACUUUCUUGACCAGUGCUCCUCCCACUUAAUGAUAGACUCCCUCCUAGCGGACUUCAUGGCCAUCAGCGAUCUCAUUUAUGUCGUCAAAAACUGCCCGAGUGUAAGAAAGUACACAGAUGAGCGACAGGAAGAUUAACCCUCAUCCCACGCACCCACUCCACCAGAGCGACAGGAAGAUUAACCCACUCCCACGCACCCACUCCCACCAGAGCGACAUGAAGAUUAACCCACCCCCACCCACCCACUCCCACCAGAGCGACCAGAAGAUUAACACACAUCCCACGCACCCACUCCACCAGAGUGACAGGAAGAUUAACCCACUCCCACCCACCCACUCCCACCAGAGCGACAUGAAGAUUAACCCACAUCCCACGCACCCAGUCCCACCAGAGUGACAGGAAGAUUAACCCACGUCCACGCACCCACUCCCACCAGAGUGACAGGAAGAUUAACCCACAUCCCACGCACCCACUCCACCAGAGCGACAGGAAGAUUGACCCUAUUAGUAUUAGUCAAUGCCCCCACCC